AAUUAUCGAUUUUUAAAAUAAUGUCUUUGACUGGUAUGUUACACGAGCCGGAUUAAACAAAUCGAUGAGCGUUGCUUGUGUUGUGUGAGGAAGCUGUGCUCGCCGCCUUCAUCAUGCCUAUGGAAGAAAAAGGUAAAGAAUAUGAGGAGCGACGAGGUCGAGGUCGUGGUCGAGGGAGGGGUCGGCCCAGAGGAAGACCAAAAGGCCCUCCAAGAGGGCUGCGUGUUAAAAAAAGAAAUAUGAUAGAGAGUGAGGAAGAUGAAGAGGAACCAACACCAAAGGAGAAUGAACCACCGAAGAUAAAACAAUAUGAUCAAGACUGUGACAUCUCAUCACUGGAGGCUCCUACUUUUACUACCUUAGACCGAGGCCCACCUGCUCCAAUGCUUCGCUUGUCUUGGGAUCAUCCAGUUAAUCUGAUUGGAGAAAAAGUACUUUCUCCUCGAAUUCACAUAUGUGAUGCAUGCAACAAACCAAUUCUCAUCUAUGGACGAAUGAUUCCAUGCAAACAUGUGUUUUGUCUAUGGUGUGCACGGAGUGAAGACCGAGUGUGCGCUCGAUGUGGGGAGCGUGUGGCCAGGGUAGAGCAGACUGGCUUAGGCACAGUGUUUAUGUGCAACUAUACCAUCAAUAAGGCUGUUUGCAAGCGUACAUACUUGUCCCAGAGAGAUCUUCAGGCUCACAUUGAUCAUCGUCACAUGAAAAUGCCUGGAGCUCCUGGUGUGCCUAAAGAAGACAUGAAGGAAGAACGUCUAAGUCACCGUGACCCUAGAGGGGAAUGUCGAGAAUCAAGAGGAGACCCAAGAGGGGAGGCUAGACAAGAUCCACGUUCCAUGUCAGACCCUAGAGUUGGAAAGGAAGGUUAUGAACACCGCGAAUCAUAUUCUUCCUCUCAGUUUCAACGUCAAGGGUCUGGACAGUUUAACAGUGGUCACACACAGUCACAUAAGUCAUCCUCUACCCAUCAAGGAGGAUCACAUCAUAUAUCUAUUAUUCCGGUCAUGACCACAGCACGGACCAACCUCAUUACAGUCCCACUUCAGGAUCCCCCUGAACACCCAUCCCACUCAUCUUUCCAGCACUCUGCUCCGUCUCAUCAAACACCCUCUCAUCCCCCUCCUCACUUGCCUCCAACUCAUCCCCCACCUACUCAUACAUUCACUAGCCCUCCUCCAGCUCACCCCCAGCCUCCUCCAACUCACUCCCAGCCUUCUCCAUAUUCUACAUCAUUUACCACACCAUACAGUAAUCAACAAGCCCAGUAUACCUACCCUCCUAACCCUGCAGCUCCUCCCCCACCAAACCCAACUGUUCCACCACCACCAUACUCAAAUGUAGCCCCCACUGUUCCACCUCCGACUACAUAUGGGAACCGGUCUCAGUAUGAAGGGCAGUAUGCAACAAAUACUCAGUGGUCUACACCACCACCACAAGCCCCACCUUCUCAUCCACCUGGGCCUCCUCCCCAUCAUGCACCUCCACCUACUACUCAGUCCACACAGUAUUACAGAAAAAGCUUUUAAUGCCUUUCACUCAUAACAGCUGAUAUAAGGAAGCUGGAGUAUAUGUAGUUCUACAUUACAUUAAAAUAUUGAUUUGAAUACUAUUAACACAUGAGCGAGGAUUUUGGAAGUGCAUUGGUGUGACAAAAAUGGUCAUUGCCAAUGUUAAUGGCCUACAACAACUGGUUCUCCUUACUCCUAUGGUGAAAAUUAAAUGAGACUGUAAUGAAUGGAAUUUUUGUGACUUUUUCAUGCCCUUUAUAAUGUUAAGAAGGUAGUAAAAGCAGAAAAUUUGUUGUUCUUUAAAGCCAUUUGGUACAUCAUUAAGUUCAUAGGAUUAUGAUAAAUUCUGCAUGUUGCAUUUUCAACUCUGCAACUUGUCACACUUUCUAGUCAACUUGCCUCGUAUUUAUUGUGUAAUAACUAUGCAUUUAUACAACAAAAUACACAGUAGUUACAAUUAUCACCAAACAACCUGACUUAACCUACCUUAUCUAUUUUACCUUUUGCUCAUGUGGGGCUACUGUGUAAUUUUUGUCUUCUUUUUUUUAUAUAGGUUAAUAUUAUGUAGUCAGUGCUUAUUUUGACUAUUUCUUGCAAUAUGCAAAAUUAUUAUAUAAUAAAUAUGGAAAAAGUUGAUGAGAAAGUGUGGCAAGAUGGUGUACACAGAAUUUGCAGCAUGCAGAAUCAUUCUAAUACGGAUUGCAAAAUUCCAGUGGAGAAACCCUACCUUCGGGAGACGCAUCAGGCAUCUGAGCACCACCAUUGCCAGAUCACUCCAAACAGAACAGAUCACUCCAAACCGUGAAAAACCAAGAAGCAGAAAUGCAACAAAACAAGCAAUUGCUUUGAAAAAAUUAGAGACCCAGAGGUUACAGGGCAUAUGAUUGUUGCUGCAGAGUAAACAAGCAACAAGACACGUAGAGAAUGAAUCUGAGCAAGAUUUGAAAAGUGUAUUCUAAGAAUUCUGAUUGGCGUAGGUUUUAGAGAGACUACCGAGAGGUGGGAGGAAAUAUUAAAAGGUGCAAGAGCACUGGAAUAUGGUAAUGCAGACUUUUUAUAUCUGGAGUGAUUAAAGAGGAGUCCCGGGCAUUGAAAAUUUUGUGAAUGAAAAUCUUAAUAUUUUUAAUUUGUAAGAAGAUAAUAUGAAAAUAUAAAGAUAAGGUUAAUACUGUAAGGCCAAUGUUAUACUGUAUCUACCACCAUAUUUGUGCCCAAGGAGGUACAGAUAGUUUGUUAGUUGUUGUGCAAUGACUGUUGAUUGUGUGCAAUAAUAAGAACUUGUAAUUGAGUUUGGAGCAAAUAUAGUAACAGAGUCAUGUGACAGUAAAAUGUGGAAGCAUACUUAUGGUUCUGCCAUAUUAUUUUUGUACAAGCAAUUUCAAAUUUUUGUACCUAUGCCUCAAUGUAUUAGAUGUAGUGUAUGACCCUUGUCCUGAGCUAGGAUAAGUGACUAUUCCUCUUGGAUGGGUUAGCAUUGAAACCGGUGACUUUCUGUAAGAGGCUGUUGGUUUUGGUGGCACUGUACUCACACUAUCGGCCAAUGCUUUCCUAGUAAUCAUGUGACUCCUAAACUAUUAGCCUCUUUCAGUAAUAUUGCUGUUUCUCCACAAUGCUCUACCAUUCUUUUUUUUUACUAUUUUUUUUGGAGGGGAGGGGCUUCCUCCACCCCCUCCUGGUGGCUUCCUGAAGCUCUUCUGCUGAUAUAGCUCUAUGCUAAAAGGUAACAUCAGUUGCAGUAGGUCUAUUUGGCCUUCUGAAGACCAGAGCCAGAACCUCCUCCCCUAGUAAUCUUCGUUUUCUUUCUCUGGUUAGUUUGGAAAGUCACUAGGGGGGGCGUCUCCAGAAACCCAGGGUUGAAUGUGAUAAAAUGACUCUAGUAGAUCCCUGGUGGCUCCCUGAUUUCCUCCCUCCCUUCCAGGCUCAUUGGUUCUUCAGCUUCAGAACUGAGAUGGGGGAGACAGUUGAGGGCUGCCUGGUGGUGGCAAUCAGUACUAAUGAAUUUCGAGCUAGAUUGAGUGACUCCCCUGUUCUGUGUGAAUUGUUUGCAGAGUUUAGCAGUUUCGAAACCUUCUGUGAACCCUCUAGUUGUUUGUAAAACUUUGCUGACUUUCUGAAUGCUUUCCCAGUGGGGAUUUGUCACUUGCUUCCUGUGGCUCUGUGAUGGCGGAGUGGGGGGGGGGGGUCCAUAUUCUGGUUUCUGGCAGACCAAACAGAACUUCCACAACUGAUGUGACCUUUUAGCAUGGAGCAAUCUCAGCAAAAUAGCUGCAGGGAGCCACUAGGCUAUUCCAGAAAGAGGCGUUUCAUUACAUUCAACACUGGGUGUUUUUGGGUCUGGGAGUCAAUGUUGCUAUGACUCAGCCUUUGGUGGAUUUAUUGUGUAAAUACAAAAUUGCCUGAAUGCUUUUUGGGUGUUUCCAGUUAUGAAAUUAAAUUUUGCUUCUGAUAUGUUGUAUCUGAAUAUUUGUAGGUUUAUACAGCAUAUUGCUGAUUAUAAAAGGUUUCUCCUCAACGAUUGUGGGUACUGAGUGUGACAAUACAGUACAGUAUCUACAUAUUAACAUUGAUAUCUUCAAUUUGUUAUUUAAGUGUCUAUAAUGCUCUACAAUUAUUUUGAGUGAGCUAUUCUAUACAGUACUUGGAGUAAUAAAACUAGUUGUGAAUGUAUAUUAACACUGAUGCAAUGUUCAUUAUUAGUGGAUUUUAGAAACAAGCCGUUCGUGCUGAUAAGAAUAUUACUAUCAUUUUAGUACAGUAUCUUAAUUUGAAAUUGAAUAUCUCAAAAUGCAGGGAAACAUAUAGCUGUUGCAAGAAGUAUGGAGAGUUGAGGUCUGUGACUGGUGUAUGGCAUCUGUGUUGUUGCUAACUUGGUGAACCUUUUGCCACACUAAUGCUUGGAGUCUCUUGCUCUGGUGUGGUGUUUCAUGACGUGUGUGCCGCAGUGUUCAGUGUUACUUCCUAGGAAUGUCCUUGCUGAUAAUUGUAUAUAUAUAUAAUAGUAAGGGAAUUGGUGAUGUCCUCUAUUUGUUAUUUUAACAAAUGCAUCUUUGUUAUUAAGACAUCAACUAUAAUUUCAGAUUUUUUAACAAAUUUUGUAUUUGUCAUAUAGAAAUAUAUUUUGAUGGUAUUGUACUGUAUUUAUAAUACAUGAAAUGAGA
Molecule: messenger RNA, 4663 nt
Organism: Procambarus clarkii (red swamp crayfish)
Lineage: Eukaryota; Metazoa; Arthropoda; Malacostraca; Decapoda; Cambaridae
Product: E3 ubiquitin-protein ligase Hakai
Biological process (GO): regulation of cell adhesion; protein ubiquitination
Molecular function (GO): ubiquitin protein ligase activity
Source: RefSeq, a predicted model, not a curated record